GCCAGACUUCGCAUGCCUAAGGAGCAACUAGAACUCUUAAAGAAGGAAAGCCAGACUUUGGAGAACAAUUUUCGUGAAAUUCUGAUUUUAAUUGAACAAAUAGAUGUUCUGAAGGCAUUGCUUAGAGACCUGAAGGACGGCAUACACAAUCACAGCUGGCCUGUCCCCCGAGAGGCUGUGCAGGACAAGGCUACCACUGAGGUUCUAGAUGAGGAAAUGUCAAACUUGGUACAUUAUGUACUUAAAAAGUUCAGAGGGGACCAAAUACAGAUGGCUGAUUAUGCCCUGAAGUCAGCUGGAGCCUCUGUCAUUGAAGCUGGGACCUCAGAAAGUUACAAAAACAAUAAAGCGAAACUGUACUGGCACGGGAUAGGGUUCCUCAAUUAUGAGACACCACCAGACAUGAUUCUUCAGCCAGAUGUCCACCCUGGAAAGUGCUGGGCCUUUCCAGGCUCCCAGGGUCAUAUCCUGAUCAAGCUAGCCAGGAAGAUCAUCCCGACAGCAGUUACCAUGGAGCACAUCUCAGAGAAGGUGUCCCCCUCAGGAAAUACCUCGAGCGCACCCAAGGAUUUCUCUGUCUAUGGCAUUCUGAAAAAAUGUGAAGGAGAAGAAAUGCUCCUAGGCCAGUUUACGUAUAACAAAACGGAAACAACCAUUCAAACAUUCGAGCUCCAGAAUGCAGCGUCUGAGUCUUUGUUAUGUGUGAGACUUCAAAUCCUCAGCAACUGGGGACAUCCAAAGUAUACUUGUUUGUACAGAUUCAGAGUCCAUGGCAUCCCCAGUGAUCACACUUAGAGGAGCUGGUGCAGAAGGUGGCAGCCGUGCAGGCAGAAUGUCCAAGGAUGCUUGCCAUUCCCUUACAUCAGAUUGUACCCCUAAGAACCAAAGAUUUGGAGUGAGAGGGAAGCCUCACACUCACCCCUACUAGGCAGUAAGAAGUAAAUGGAUUUUACUAAUAAAAAAAUGAAAGUCAAUUCAACACCUUCUGGUAGUUCACUCUGAGCAUCCAGAGGUGAUUUUGUAUUUAGAAGAGGGUCUCACUGGGAACCCACCACAGCUUCUGCACUUUAAGUUGUUUGUCCUCCACAUCAGGCACAAUGCCCACUAUCACCACUGUUAACCAACCCUGAGCUACAGGCUCUGGGCCGUGGAAGUGGAGAAGCCCCAGAUAAUGUUUAAGUUAGAAAUAAAAGUCAACAGCAAGUUCUGGCCGUGAACGUUUGCAGAUGAUUUGAUGGACUCCUCAGAAUUCAGUACUGUCCCUUUAAAAAUUACAAACGGGCCAGCCACAUGGCUCAGCUGGGAAAGGCCCUUUGGGGCCAAGUCUGAUGAUCUAAGUUCAGUCCUCAGAACAUACAUGGUGGAAGGAGAGAUCCAGCUCUCC
Peromyscus californicus insignis is the source of this 1384-nucleotide messenger RNA. RefSeq names its product Sad1 and UNC84 domain containing 3 (gene Sun3). The transcript is spliced from 7 exons. Gene Ontology annotation, cellular component: nuclear envelope; meiotic nuclear membrane microtubule tethering complex. Gene Ontology annotation, molecular function: protein-membrane adaptor activity. Bases 13 to 795 code for a protein of 260 amino acids. The record is from RefSeq and is a predicted model, not a curated record. Lineage: Eukaryota; Metazoa; Chordata; Mammalia; Rodentia; Cricetidae. Gene Ontology annotation, biological process: nuclear envelope organization.